UAUACUCUAGUCCAGCACCUUCCAAUAAGCAGUCGUCAGACAUACCCGCACUUUCGUGAAGUCACUCUCUCCGUGCCUUCAUCAUGACACGUAGAACAGAUCGUCUCGUGUUGAUCCUCAUCGUAGGCAUUCUCUACAUAUCCUUUGCCAACGGCCAAGCAAGGGAUCCAGCAGCCGUCAAGUCAGACACCACGUCCAAUGGAGUUGUUGGUGAAGUACUUCUCUGGGUAAAUCCUAUCACCAAACUCUUGCUAGAGUACGUCAAUGCCAUGCUGAUCCGAAAUAGGGGUGUCAAAUUGCCCUGCACCCUCUACAAUCCUACCAAAUGGGACUGGGAAUGCACUCCAGUACAAAAGUAAAAUCCCCCGAUAUUCCAAAAUAUACCGACGAUUCAUAAGAUAAGACUUAUUUUUUUAUAAUACAAAACGCAUCAAUGACUUAGAUUUACAUAAUUUAAUUAUCUGUUAUCUUAAUUAUUCAUGUAUUAAAUAAAUAUGCAAUAUGGUACCCUCAA
Messenger RNA from Fopius arisanus, 514 nucleotides. RefSeq lists its product as uncharacterized. The transcript has 2 exons. Lineage: Eukaryota; Metazoa; Arthropoda; Insecta; Hymenoptera; Braconidae. The record is from RefSeq and is a predicted model, not a curated record. Bases 84 to 359 code for a protein of 91 amino acids.